Messenger RNA from Dendroctonus ponderosae (mountain pine beetle), 1043 nucleotides. RefSeq names its product methionyl-tRNA formyltransferase, mitochondrial. Gene Ontology annotation, molecular function: methionyl-tRNA formyltransferase activity. Bases 23 to 1027 code for a protein of 334 amino acids. The record is from RefSeq and is a predicted model, not a curated record. Gene Ontology annotation, cellular component: mitochondrion. Lineage: Eukaryota; Metazoa; Arthropoda; Insecta; Coleoptera; Curculionidae. Gene Ontology annotation, biological process: biosynthetic process; conversion of methionyl-tRNA to N-formyl-methionyl-tRNA. The transcript has 4 exons.
AAAGGUUAUGUGAGCCGUUUGGAUGAAUCGGUGUCUAAGUGGGGCUUUAAAAAAGGGGCUCAAACGGGGCCACCGGUUGCUCAGUGGAAGUGCCGAGAAGAGCAAAGGGCCCCCUUGGAAGGUGCUGUUUUUCGGUAGUGAUGAAUUCUCGCUCUACAGUCUGAAGGCCCUAAAUCAGGAAGCUGAAAACUUGCUGAAAACCUUGGAAGUAGUGACGUGCUCGCAGAAAAACCAGAUCUUCAAGUACUGCAGGGAUCAACACUUGCCUGUGCACAAAUGGCCCCCUGAUUUGUCAGGCCAGAGCUUCGAUCUAGGAAUAGUCGUGUCGUUUGGCUAUUUAAUUCCCGAAGCGUUAAUCAACCAGUUCCCCCGGGGAAUGAUCAAUGUUCACGGCAGCCUCCUGCCAAGGUGGCGCGGGGCCUCCCCUAUAGUCUACGCCCUGGCCAAUGGGGAUAAGGAAACAGGAGUCACCAUUAUGAAAGUCAGGCCUAGGAAGUUCGAUGUGGGCGAAAUUAUUUGCCAGGAGGUGGUUCCAAUUGGGGCUGGGAUGGAGAUGCCGCAGCUGCACUCGAUACUCGGCCAAUUAGGAGCGAAGCUUUUAGUGCAAACAAUUUGGAAUCUUCAGCCGGCUCUUGAGGCCGCUAGGCCUCAGCCCGAAGACGGUGCGAGUUACGCGCCCAAAAUCACUCAAGGGUUCGCCCAAGUGCAAUGGAGUUGCUCGACAGCAAAGGAAAUUGAGCGGCUUUACAGGGCUCUUAAGUCAGUGUUCCCGCUGAAAACCACUUGGUAUGGGACGCCAGUGAAACUAUCCGAUAUCGCCAUGUUCCAGGCUUCUGGAACAACGAAAAAACCUGGGCAUGUGUACUAUAGCAAACCCCACAAGGCUUUGAUAGUGGAAUGUGCGGGGUCUACCUGGAUUAGCGUGAAGGAGGUUGGUGUUCAGGGCAAAAAAACGAUGAAAGCUGCGGACUUUUACAAUGGAUUCAUUUCAAAACUGCCUGACCAAAGUCUGGCGUGUUUCCAAUAAACUCCGUGUUAUUAAA